Molecule: messenger RNA, 1528 nt
Organism: Exaiptasia diaphana
Lineage: Eukaryota; Metazoa; Cnidaria; Anthozoa; Actiniaria; Aiptasiidae
Product: alpha/beta hydrolase domain-containing protein 17B
Exons: 4
Coding region: 130-1026 (298 amino acids)
Biological process (GO): protein depalmitoylation
Cellular component (GO): plasma membrane; endosome membrane
Molecular function (GO): palmitoyl-(protein) hydrolase activity
Source: RefSeq, a predicted model, not a curated record
AUGACAUCAAGUCGUUUUCCGCAGCAAGCGACAGAAAUGAAGUAAAGUCUGAGGAGAGCUUCUUUAUUAUCCAUUUUAAGUGUUUUUUAUGGUAGCUAACAUAGCCACGAUACUCCUCAAGAUAUCCAGAUGAAUGGACUCUCGUUUUCUGAAAUUUGCUGUCUUUUUUGCUGCCCUCCAUGUCCUUCAAAAAUCGCUGCAAAAUUGGCUUUUCUUCCUCCCGAACCGACCUACUCGUUCCAAGAUUUGAACGAUGGUGGGAAGCAAGCGCUUCACCUUUCUGAAAAAGCUGAGUGGCAGUACGGACAGAAAGAGCUGGAUAUCAUCGAGGGAUUUACUACGAAGAGUAGUCGAGGGAAUCAGAUAGCUUGCAUGUAUUUGCGCUGUGCUCCAACUGCUCGUUUUACCAUUUUAUUCAGUCAUGGGAAUGCCGUAGAUCUAGGCCAAAUGUCAAGCUUUUAUGUUGGCUUAGGGACRCGCAUUAACUGCAACAUAUUCUCGUAUGAUUACUCUGGUUAUGGAGUAAGUGGGGGAAAGCCUUCAGAAAGUAAUCUGUAUAGUGAUAUAGAUGCUGCUUGGCAAGCACUGCGAACGAGGUACGGCAUUAGCCCGGAGAAUAUCAUUUUAUAUGGGCAAAGUAUUGGAACCGUACCGACCGUUGAUUUGGCUUCGAGAUUCGAAUGUGGUGGAGUUAUUUUGCAUUCUCCUUUGACAUCAGGAAUGAGAGUUGCAUUUCCAGAUACUCGAAGAACGUGGUGUUUCGAUGCUUUUCCUAGCAUUGAAAAAGUCUCCAAAAUAGUCUCUCCUGUUCUUGUCAUACACGGAACUGAAGAUGAAGUUAUAGAUUUCUCACAUGGUUUGUCAAUUUAUGAGCGCUGCCCAAGGACAGUAGAUCCACUGUGGGUGGAGGGGGCAGGCCACAAUGAUGUUGAACUUUAUGGACAAUACCUUGAACGACUGAAGCAAUUCAUACAGCAAGAACUGGCUAACUCUUCAUCACAGUCUCUAACGGUCGAACAAGUAUGAGUUUGAUCCAUGCCCUCCACAAGAUUUCUUACUUUGCACAAAUAACACCAAGGACUUGAAAUUUUUCCUCCAAUUCAUCGUCAUAAGUCCUUAARGCAUCUCUACAGAUUGAUUAAUGCAUACGYGUUAUGUAUAAGGAACAAGCACAAAGUGUUUAUGCAUUCUUUCAACUUCAAAUGCUUGGAAGACAACACAAAGAUGUUGAGAAGACAAAAUAUUACGUACUUGGAUUCACUAACUACACCACCCAUUGUACGCUUCAAGAACGUGAUUGACCUGAAUUUAAUUAAUAAUAUUCUAUAUAAAGACAGUUUGUGACAAAUCUAUUGUACAUAUUAGUGACAACACUAAAUAUAUUGUACAGUUUAAGCAGCACGUAGAUAUAGGGUAUAAAUUAUGAUUGAUUGACAGCUGUCAGUCUAUUGACAGGUYUAAGUAGUUUUAGUUAAUUUURGAAAUCAUGAAAAAAUAAAAUAUUGGGAUUAUAGUUCUGUUUUUGAAA